AUGACUACCUCCGAGAGACGCAAUUUCUCGAGCCUGUCCUUCUCCUCCAAGAAACACAUGAAUCAUGCUGAUACUGCGACGCACACUCCCACCACGACCAAACUCAAGAAUUUCUUCCGCAUCAAUAGUUCCGGCAGUCAAACCUCAAUAGGCUCAGACGGACUGCCCACUCCAAAGACGGAAUCCAAGCCUGGCAAGCAAUCGAGAUUCCUCCCAGGCCUCAAUAGGAAUCGCUCUCAGACUGUUGCUAGUGAAGGCCACCCUCUCGACGAAUCCCUCUCUCCCACAGCUCAAGCCAACCCAUACUUUGUGCACCAGGGGCCUCCCACCUUACGACAUCACAACGAUGGCAGCGUUCCUCCUUCUCCGCCCGAUACCCCCAAAGUCCAAGUAAAUGGCGCCACAGCAGAAGAGAAGGCAGUGACUGCCGGCAAGGAGGAGCUCGCGCGGAAACUGAGACGGGUGGCGUCUGCACCCAACGCACAAGGUCUCUUCACUGUCAAUAAGAACAACGAUGAAAGGCCGCAAACCGCCGAGCUGGGGAAAGAGCCGCUCGCCGUCCUUUCAGGAGCAACACCUAAAUUGAGCAUGGCUCCUCCUCCUCAGCCAGAUGCGAGUCCGCUGAUCCUGCCAAAACCUGGAGGUAAAAUCCCGCUUCCAGGUCAAAUCCGCCAAUCUGUCGCUUUUAGGAGAACGUACAGCUCGAACUCGAUCAAGGUGCGCAACGUGGAAGUAGGCCCUGGCAGCUUUGACAAAAUCAAGUUGAUUGGUAAGGGUGACGUGGGCAAGGUGUAUCUGGUCCGGGAGAAAAAGUCCAACCGCCUCUAUGCCAUGAAAGUGCUGAGCAAGAAGGAAAUGAUCAAGCGAAACAAGAUCAAGAGGGCAUUGGCCGAGCAGGAGAUUUUGGCUACAAGCAAUCAUCCCUUUAUUGUCACCCUCUAUCAUUCAUUCCAAUCUGAAGAACAUCUAUACCUCUGCAUGGAGUACUGCAGUGGUGGAGAAUUCUUCCGUGCCCUGCAGACUCGGCCGAAUAAGUGCAUCGGUGAGGAAGACGCCCGCUUCUAUGCUGCAGAGGUGACGGCUGCACUGGAAUAUCUGCAUCUUAUGGGGUUCAUCUACCGCGAUCUCAAACCCGAAAACAUUCUCCUGCACCAGUCUGGACACAUCAUGCUGUCAGACUUUGAUCUUUCCAAACAAUCCGAUUCUGGUGGAGCGCCGACCAUGAUUCUGGGCACUCGUAACGCUUCCAAUCCCACGGGUUAUCCUCUGGUCGAUACCAAAUCGUGUAUCGCCGACUUCCGAACGAAUUCUUUCGUGGGCACAGAGGAGUACAUUGCUCCCGAAGUUAUCAAGGGCAAUGGGCACACUAGCGCGGUCGACUGGUGGACUCUGGGUAUACUGAUUUACGAGAUGCUCUUUGGGACCACACCUUUCAAGGGCAAGAACCGCAAUGCGACAUUUGCAAAUAUCCUCCGUGACGAGGUUCCAUUUCCAGAUCACUCGCACUCGACACAAGUCAGCAACCUCUGCAAAUCCGUGAUUCGCAAGCUCUUGAUCAAGGAUGAGGUCAAACGUUUGGGAUCCCGCGCAGGCGCAUCAGACGUCAAGAACCAUCCCUUCUUUCGGCCUAUCACCUGGGCACUACUGCGGCAUAUGAAGCCGCCCAUGAUCCCUCACCAAGGCCGGGCCAUUGACACAUUGAACUUCCGAACGGUGAAGGACAGUGGCAGCGUGGACAUUGGAACUUCGGCAAGCCGUCUAAAGGGUGUUCCUCUCGACUCGGGUAUGGCUACCCCUGGUGGCGAGAUUGCCGACCCGUUUCUCGAAUUCAACAGUGUCACUCUGCACCACGAUGAUGAAGAUACGAUUAUGAUGCACGAUGGAGGGCAUAUGAAUGGACAUUGA
Messenger RNA from Exophiala viscosa, 1905 nucleotides. RefSeq names its product serine/threonine-protein kinase nrc-2. The record is from RefSeq and is a predicted model, not a curated record. Gene Ontology annotation, cellular component: plasma membrane; nucleus; cytoplasm. Gene Ontology annotation, molecular function: ATP binding; protein serine/threonine kinase activity. Gene Ontology annotation, biological process: protein phosphorylation. NCBI's taxonomy places the organism in Eukaryota, Fungi, Ascomycota, Eurotiomycetes, Chaetothyriales, Herpotrichiellaceae. The coding region runs from base 1 to 1905 and encodes 634 amino acids. The transcript is spliced from 4 exons.